AUGGCCUUUAGCUUUGGCGCGUCCAACCCCGCCGGGGCAACCGCCUCUGCGGAGCUUGGCCCAGAGCUUCCCGAUGUUUUUACAGAUGAAAUCGGCUUCAAGGGCGUAUCUGGCGAUGCUAACGUUCGAUUCCUUCCUACCGCCUGGCCUGAUGACGCGCUUCCGGCUCCUACCUCGUCUCUUCUGGCUGUCGCGCAUAACAAGGGCCUUGUUGUUGGUGCUGGGCCCGAUGCGCUGGUAGUCAGCACCACUGAAAUUAUUCGAAAUUCGAUCGAGGCACCCGCGGGCGAGAACAUGGAAAAGACGAAGGCGUUCCAACCCCAGGCUACAAUUCCCCUUCCAUCUCGUCCGACACAUGUGGCUUUCACUCCGGAUGAGGCUGGAUUGAUCCUUGCAACCGAAAAUGGGCCUUCUCUUUCGGUAUUCGAUACAAACACUUUGGCGCAAGGGAAUGCACAACCGGCCGUUUCAAUCCCCACGAAUGGGGUAUCCCUCCGUGCUCUUGCACCUAACCCCGACUCUGCCUCCACACUUGUUGCACUUGUCACCGUGAAUGGUGAACUUUUGAUUGCCGAUGUCAAAGCCGGAAACCUACUUCCUGGUCCAAACGGCCCGGUCCUCAAGGAUGGCGUGAGCUGUGUCUCAUGGAGUAGCAAAGGGAAGCAACUCAUGGCUGGUUUGGCCGAUGGCACUGGAUACCAGAUGUCCCCAGAUGGAGCGAAGAAAGCAGAAAUUCCCAAACCUUCAGAUUUGGAGGGAGAAUGCCAUGUAUCUUCUGCUGUAUGGCUUGAAAAUGAUCUAUUCUUCAUGACCUACACCCCCAAUGCUGCGGAGGACGAUAUGGGAAUGAACCCUGCUUCUUCCUACUACAUCAUCACACGGCGCAAGCAGCAACCAUUCCUCAUUCAGAAAUUGCCAGAAAUUUGUUCGACGAUGGGUUUCAUGCUUAAGCGCGCCCCUGCCUUCCAAUUCAUCACAAGGAUCAGAGAUUAUAAACCUCAUCUGAGAGACGUCCUAAUUGUCUCAUCCACUGCAUCGACUGAUCUUGGUCUCAUCACACGAUCCGACCAGCCCCUGGCAAAUGACGAGAGAGCCAAGCUUCAUGUCGGACAGUUCAUGACUACCGAAGUAAACGACGAUACUAAACGCGCUAGUAUCCCACUGAAGGAGUCCGGUGAUGAGACAUCAGUUAUUGGCCUGGCACCCAACCUGUCGGCUACAAAGAACGUCAUUGCGCCGCUCCCUGGUUCUGACAUUAUGGAGAGCUCAACGCCCCUACCCGGUAUACUACUUUUGAACAAUGAGGGUAUUCUGGCGUCUUGGUGGUUCACUUAUGCCGACUCGAUCCGGCAAAACGUUCCAUACUCCGGCCUGGUCUCAGCUGGUCAGGUAACCCAGGCUGCAGCUCCAGCUCCAGCUCCAGUAGGAGGGCCAACAGGAGUAUCUCCCUUUGAAGCCAAGCCUGGCACGAGCACCACACAAUUUUGCUACGCUCCGGGGAAACAACCUGGUGCUGCCCCACCAUUUGGCACCCCUUCCCAACUGGGUGGAAACUCCCAGCCUUUUGGAAAGCCAUCCACCCCAGCAAACCCAUUUGGAACCUCGCAGUCAAGCACUUUCGGAACUCCAAGCACCCCGGGAGCGACAUUUGGGAAAUCUGGCUUUGGGCAAUCCGGGCCCACGUUUGGAAAACCUAAUACUCCCGCGAAUCCCUUCGGCAUCAGUGGUACAGCAGCCAACGGGGGUGGUUUUAGCUCUUUCUCGGGUGGUGGAGGCUUCAGUAGCUUCGCAAAUGCUAAGCCCGGCGAAUCGUCUCUUGGGACAAAGCCAACAACCAAUCAGUCACCAUUUGGCAACCCAAAGCCAGCUACAGCAUCGCCUUUCGGGACGAACCCAACAACCAACCAGUCGCCAUUCGGCAACCCAAAGCCGGCUACAGAAUCGCCAUUCGGCAAACCCUCCUCCGGUGGUACCACUUUUGGUCAACCCUCCAACAUAUCCUCUGGGCCAAAGAAACACGAAACCUUCUUUUCGCCUCCUCGUCCCGAUGCAACGAAGAACCCCUUCGGUCCUGCGGGUGGCUUCCAGCUCAAAUCCAGCUUCAAGGAAACGGCUUCCAAGGACGAUAAGAAGACAGAUGAUUCCUCGGCGGGAGCUUUCUCAUUUGGAAGUUCCCUUGAUGACAUGGUGUCGACCCCGCGCAAGGGAAGCUUGUCUCCAAGUGAAUCGAUGGAUGACACCGACGAUGUGGCACCCGUGGAUAAGAGCACAUUCUCAAUAUUCGGUGGAGUGAAGAAACCGGAUUCACAAACCCCUACGUCAAUGUUCUCUUCUAAGACUGCCACUUCGACCGACAAAAAGCCAUCGUUUUCGAUGUUCGGCAAUGGCGACCAAAAUCGACUGACCAGCCCACUGUCAGCUCCGUCUGAUAAGACCGAGACCCCUAAGAAGGAUUCAUCCGCUGGUAUUGACGUGGAGACGCCUUUGCCCCCAGACUCUACUAGCCGGGCUAGCUAUGCGGCUGGAGACACAUCGGCCUCCUCUUGUGUCUCAAAAAGCUCCGCUGAAGAUGCUCCCCUCCCUCCGGAUUUCACCAAAGCGGCCAAGCCUGCACCGAAGCCCGAAAACGACGCCCCUCUGCCCCCUGAUUUCCUCCCCAAAAGCAAAUCCGCACCCAAGGAUGAUGAUGCCCCUCUACCUCCUGAUUUCAUCACCAAAAAGAAGCCCGUGGCAGAGACAGAUGACGCACCACUCCCUCCGGAUUUCUUGACAAAGCCCAAGAAAUCGGACCCUCCUGCCAUUCCAGAUGAUGCGCCAUUGCCUCCUGACUUCACCGCGAAGCCAAAACCAAAGCCUUCCGAAGAGGCUGUUCCGAUCCCAGAUGACUCUGACUCAGCUGGCUCCGAAGAAGAAUCGGAGGUCGAGGAUGGAUCAGACUUCGAUGACAGCGGAGAAGAAAUUACCCAUGACGAAGCAACGACUGCUAAGCCCAAGCCCUCGGCAGAAAGUUCAUUUGGUGGGCUUUCCGACAAGAGCUCUACAGGAGGAUUCUUCAGCGGCGCCGCUAAACCUACUGAAGAUGAAGGUCGUCUUCCGCGACAGCUGUUUGGAGAGAUCCCCAAGCAACCCCUGCUUCCUCCCCCUGGUCCUGUUGCCCAAAAUAACCGUGAGCCUUACCGGUCACCAAGCCCUGUCCGCCGAGGUGGUUCCAAGAAGAGUGUCCUCUUUUCUCCAGAGCCCACUCCUCGCAAGGGAUCUUCAAGCGCCUUGCACUCCCGUAAGGAAUCUCUUACUCAUCUUGCAGAGCGUGAUGGUCAUUUGAGAAAGGCCAGUGACAUCGCUCGCGAGCAACAAGAAGCACAGGAGCGCGCUCAUGCUGCGGCCCAGGAACAGGAGGAUGAUGUCUUGUCUUUGUCUGAUGAUGACGAGGACGACAGACUUCGUGAUGACCUUGCUCAACCUAUUGAACCAGUUGAUACACUGGAUCCAUUCUUGCCCCACCAGAACUAUAUGGGCGAGACCGCGAAACCAGGCAUUGCCGGCCAGGUUGAGCGACUUUACCGUGACAUUAAUUCCAUGGUCGAUACUUUGGGAAUCAAUGCUAGAUCACUGGCUGGCUUCCUUCUACAUGAACAACCCAAGAAGCAGUCUAAUAUCGAUGAUUGGGUCAUGGUCAUCAAUGGCGACCAGCCCGCUGACAUCCUUGAUACUAAGAUGGUCUUAAAGGACAUUGAGAAUUUCCAGGAGAUCAUCGCAUCUGUCGAAAAAUCCCUGAACGAUCAGCGUGUGCAAGGAGUGGACGAGAAGCUGAAUGCUUGCCGUGAUCUACUCACAAAGCAAAUUGUGGCCCUCCUCUCACAGUUUGCGAGCACCCGCAAGAUUCUUGAUGCCCACACCGACCGUGUCGCCAUCCUUGAGGCCCCUCUCUCCGCUGAGCAAGGUGCUCUUCAACACGACCUCCGCACAACCUUCACCAACCUGCAGGCCCACACAGUCGACCUCGAACAAGCGGUUUCCCUCCUGCGUGCCAAAAUCGCCGACGUUUCCCAGGUGAAGGGUGCAGCUCGCAACCGACCCACAGUCGAGGCUGUCACCAAGACCAUCGCAACCAUGAUGGGCAUGGUUGAAGGAAAGAGAACAGACAUUGAUGUUCUCGAAGCUCAAAUGCGCAGACUGGGCGUGGAUGUAUCAUCCGCUGGCACCCCCAGCCGCGAAGGCUCACCAUUCAACACUCCUCGCAAAAGUACAGCUGGUCGCAUUCCCAUGACCCCUGGAUCGCGUGGAUCUGUCGACGGUAGCUCCUACCACACCCCCGAGUCCGCCUCCCGCGGUAUCAACUUCCGCGCCAGUAUCAACGGCUCAGUUCGAAAGAGCCGUCUUCGCAGUGUGGAGGGCGCAGGUGAGCUUGAGCUCCCUGAAGAAGAUGCGACUGUUUACAAGGCGAAACAAACCCGCCGCCAACACUUGAACGCCAACUUGAAGAAAGCGUUCGAGAGCAAGCAGGCGAAGGUGCGUGGUGUUGAUGAGUGGUAG
This is a messenger RNA of Penicillium salamii, 4533 nucleotides long. NCBI's taxonomy places the organism in Eukaryota, Fungi, Ascomycota, Eurotiomycetes, Eurotiales, Aspergillaceae. The record is from the annotation of a GenBank genome assembly.